UCUAUCGAAUUCCAGGUUUAUUUUACAUAUCUAGUGUCUUGAUACCAUUUCUAUAGACUAUUUGGUCUGUAUUUCUGGGCAGAAUUUGUUUUACUUAGUCUACGCCAUCAUGUUUCUUACUGCAGUCUUCGUCGUUGUAUUGGCACUUACAAAGCAAGGUUUAACUCAAGUUGUUGACGGCGAUGAAAAAAUUGUACAAGAAGUUGGAUCCACUGUGACAAUUGACGCAAACUUCAUACCCGAAGAAAGCGAAGUCAUAAUAUCCCUGAUAUGGAAACAUGAAGGCAAAGAUAUUGUGAUGUUUGCUCCAGCACUGAAUAUAACUACAUACCAGGAUGAUUAUAAGUUCAGGGCGUUGAUCGGAGCAGAAAACUAUAAUUUGAUGCUCGAUGGAAUCGAAUUUUCGGAUUCUGGAGAAUAUGUACUAUCCGCUGUCACAACAAAGCAAUCAUACGAGAUAAAACGAACAUUGGAAGUUUUGGCCUCGCCCGUAGUGUCUACCAGACCAAUUCAAGUGACAGACGACGGCUCUGAAACUGAGCAGGUACUGGCAGAAUGCAUUGCGAAAGGUGGAAGCAGUCCGUUUACAAUCGAAUGGUACGAUGGUGAUUUACUUCUCGCUGAUACUGGAUCUUCAACAGACAGCGAAAAUGCUGCGAAUCCCUUGUUGAUCGACUCCGUUCUGCAACUCCGUAUGGUGCCCGAAGCCUCCCGAGACUACGGGCGUAAGCUAACCUGCGUCGUCAAUGACGCAUUGGGACGACGCAUUGCGGAAGACGUUACGCUGGAAGUAACAGAACCAACGACGACUGUUCCGACCACCACAAUGCAAGCUUAUCCCAUGAUCACAAAAUUCCCGAAAUCGAAAACAAUUACAUUGGUGAAAGAAGAGAGUCGAGUUUUAACUUGCAAAGCCACCGGUGUCCCAGAACCCACAGUCACGUGGUACAAAGAAGAAGAUAAGCUUCAAAGAGGAGUUGGUGAAAGCAGAAUCGAAGUGACGGCAAAUGAUUAUACCGAUAGUGGAACCUACAGAUGCGUGGCCAGCAACGUCGAAGGAAAGGACCAGAAAGAAGUUGAAAUUUCAGUACAGGGACCACCCAUGAUCAUUGGUGCAGAUGUUCUUGAAAACGGAACAGUAGCUUAUAUAUUAGAUGCUGAUGAUGAAUAUGUCAGAUUGUUGUGCGCAUCAAAUGCAUACCCAGAACCAGUAAUCGAAUGGACGGUAGAAGGUGCAAAUUUGACGGAAUUCCAAAGGGAACACCAUAUUGAAUUUUCUGACGGAUCCACAACCUCCUUUCUGAACAUCAGCACAAAACAUUUCAUCGGACCACAAUCUGUUACAAAAGUCAUCUGCAAGGCAAAGAACGCACACGGGGUUGCACAAAAAUCGUUCGAAAUUACUGUUCCUAUUGUACCAGCUAACAUUGGAUUGAUCGUCGGAGUCGUGGUCGCGCUCGUUCUUAUCGUCCUUAUUAUUGUCGUCAUCACUUAUCUCGUGGUUUCAAAAAGAAAUCAAGGCACAAUAACCAAAUCAGAGGAGUCGGGUAUCUUUGGAUGGUCAACUUGCUGCGCCGGUUCAAAGGUCAAAUCUAAGGAACUGAAGGAAGAGGACGACACAGUGACCGUCGAACACGUCAAAGAAGUAAACGAGGAAGGCACUCAAGAAGAGAAACAAAAACUCACUCAAGCCGAGGAAGAACCUGCAAAAGAAGAAGAAGAGAGCAAAGGUGGCGGAGAGACGGAGGAAAAAGAUGAGCUAACAAAUGAAGAAGAGAAACCAAAAAAGAGCAAACGUAAAAUUCCUCUUUCUAUGCAAUGUUGUAAAGGAAAGAAGAAGGAACAAAAAGAAAACCAAGAAGAAGGAGAAAACAAUGACGCCGAAGUAGAAGAAGAAUCAGGUAAAGAAACUGGCAACGGCGAUACAAAAACGACUGACGACAAACAAGAAGUCGAUAGGGAUUCUGGAAAAGGGGACACACUGGAUAAAGUACUAGAAGAAGAAAAGCCAGAAAAAUGAAUGAAAUCCAUCGGAAGAUAAAAUGACUGAAAUAUAAUUUAGCGAAAACUCUGACGCGAGCACAAAAACAUUUCAUUUCGUACAAAUGACAAAAGUCAAACGCUUGCAUUUUAAUAACCAUUACGUUAAAAAAUUUGCUUUCCCUUGGGCUUUAUAUAAAAAACGAAAAUGUAUCACAUUUCCCUGUGAAUAAAGACCGAUGCGUUCGCUGUACAGCCUUAUUCAAAGAUAUGUAUAUAACGCAAGAGCUACAUUUUGGCACUAUUUUAGAUGACCCUCGGAAUACGGAAGGUUUUUUUAAAUUCAUAAUUAUUGUUUAGCCGUUACCGAACAUAGUAAUCACAAAUGUAUUUGAAAUAUUUACCUAGAUUUGCACAAUUAACUCACAUUAUGAAGCUACCGUAACAGCGUAUUGGUCAUUACUUUAUUCCGUUCAAUGACUCUCUCGCCGUCAACACCAAUGUUCUUAUUCGUUUUUUACAUUCCAAAGUCUUUUUUAUUUUGAAUUGUUGGUUUUUCACUAAUGCCACUGCCAUAUUAUUGUCGACAUACCAUUGGGUUGGUAAAAACAAAUAUUCAUGUACCUAUUUCAAUGCUUGAAGAUUGGAUUCAGAAAAUGGAUGGGAAAACAUGGAGGAUAAAAUCUGCAUGGAUUAUUAUUUAGUGUUGUGCACUAAUGACAGACCAACUCGUGCUCUGAUGUAUCCUAUUUCGAUCGUUGUUUAUAUUUUCCAUUUCGAUAUUGUUCUUAUAUUUGUGUGGCUAAAUUAAUUCAUUGGUUUAGCAUCACGCAAGAUAAAAAUAGCUAGCGUUCAUGUUUGAUUUAGAAUGUAUUUUGGUAUCGAAGACUGUAGGAAUUGUAAAUAUUGCAUAGUUAUGUAAAUAAAAUUCAAUUUCUAAA
Molecule: messenger RNA, 2921 nt
Organism: Styela clava
Lineage: Eukaryota; Metazoa; Chordata; Ascidiacea; Stolidobranchia; Styelidae
Product: neural cell adhesion molecule 1-B-like
Biological process (GO): cell-cell adhesion
Cellular component (GO): cell-cell junction; plasma membrane
Molecular function (GO): cell adhesion molecule binding
Source: RefSeq, a predicted model, not a curated record